Molecule: messenger RNA, 789 nt
Organism: Kluyveromyces lactis
Lineage: Eukaryota; Fungi; Ascomycota; Saccharomycetes; Saccharomycetales; Saccharomycetaceae
Gene: VAM3
Product: SNAP receptor VAM3
Exons: 1
Coding region: 1-789 (262 amino acids)
Biological process (GO): vesicle fusion; intracellular protein transport; vesicle-mediated transport
Cellular component (GO): membrane; SNARE complex; endomembrane system
Molecular function (GO): SNARE binding; SNAP receptor activity
Source: RefSeq, a predicted model, not a curated record
AUGUCCUUUUAUCAAAAUAGUACUCCAAAAAAGGAGGACAAUCGUGCAGAUUCUAGUGGAAACGAUGCGGUGCCUUUGUUGAUAACACUAGAACAGAAUAUUCAAUUACUCAAGCGUAAAGCUCAUCUAAUAGGGACAAGCAAGGACGGACAACUAUUGAGGGUUGAUAUAAAAAAUAGAGUAAUCCCCGAAAUCCAGAAAAUUAGUCGAAAACUGGCUGACUUAACUUCGCUAGAUACACAAGAUAAAUUUGCUCGAGAUUUUCAAGCGUUAAGCAAACAAUAUAACAGUGUAAAGACCGAUUAUGAGAAUAGGGCAGUACAGAAUCCCAUACCUGACGAAGAGAGUAAAGAUAAUGAAUCGGAACAUCUCGUAUCGCAAUAUGAAAGCAUGCCAAUACAAGACGAUAUCGAGAGGAGGGAUCAUUCUUCAGAGGAUACUCCGUUACUUUUGUCUACCCAACAGCAAGAGCCUUUGUUGAAUCAGGAUGAGUUAGAUUUUCACACGAUAAUUCAACAUGAAAGAUCCCAGGACAUAUCAAAAAUCCACUCUGCUGUGCAAGAGGUCAAUGCCAUCUUCAAACAACUAGGAAGUCUGGUACAGGAACAGGGCGAACAAGUUGACACAAUUGGCGAAAAUGUGACAGGAUUAUCUAAUAAUUUGCAAAAGGCGAACAAAGAACUUCACAAAGCAAAUGAAUAUCAAAGGAAAAAGAACAGAUGUGGUACAAUACUUCUAGUAGCUAUUGUUGUUAUCACUCUAAUAACUCUUAUCGCGAUUCUAUCAUAG